GAUAAAGAUCUGUUUGAAGAAGUGAAGUGUGCUGUACAAUGGGCAGCUUGGGUGAUGCAGCAGGAGCCAAGGAACUCUUUGCGAGUCUUUCUGACCCUGUAAUAAUUGAGCUCAACAGGCUACAAAAUAGUAUUUUGGAGAAGGAAAGGGAGUUGGGACUUGCUAAAAAUGAAAUAAAAGCCUUGAAGGGAACUGAAAUCUUGAAGGAUAAGGCCAUUAUGGAGUUAAGCAACCAACUGAAGAAAAUGGAUGAAAAACUAGGGAUCACUGAGAAACAGCUUGAACAGAAGAAUCUUGACAUCAAAAAACUAACCAACGAGACAAAAGAGGCGUUGGCAGCACAAAUUUCUGCAGAAGCAAUUUUAAGAAGGGUAUAUGCGAAUCAAAAGGAUGAGGAACUCACCCCUAUCGAGGUUCUCAUAGCACCACUUGAGUCAGACAUCAAACAAUACAGAAAUGAGAUUGUAAUGCUUCAAGAGGAUAUAAAAGCAUUGGAAAGAUUGACAAAGUCUAAAGAGGCAGCACUAGUGGAAGCGGAAAGUCUUCUGCAUAAUGCACUUGAACAAGUAAGGAAUGUAGAAGUCAUGAAAAACAAAAAUCUCGAAUUGAAAAGGCAAAUAGAGAUCUGCCAGGCAUAUUUCCUAUCUUUAAAUUAUUACUUUUGCAAAUUAACCAAGCAUCAAACCGGGCUCAAUGAUAUUUUUCUGCAGGAAGAAAACAAAAUUCUGGAGAAAACUUACAGAAAGAAAGUUGUUGAAGUGGAAAAACUUAUGAAAACAAUUCAUGAGCUUGAGGAAAAUAUUCUAGCUGGUGGUGCAAGUGCCAAUGCGAUAAGGGACUAUCAGCGCAAGAUCUCUGAGAUAAAUGAGGAGAAAAGGAUGGUUGAGAGAGAACUGGCAAGAGUUAAAGUUUCGGCAGGUAGGAUAGCUACAGCAGCAGCAAAUGAGUGGAAGGAUGAUGGAGACAAAGUCAUACCUGUCAAGCAGUGGUUGGAAGAGAGGAGAAUUUUGCAGGGGGAGAUACAGAGGUUAAAGGAUAAGUUAACUUUAGCAGGAAGAACAUUAAAGGCAGAGACUCAACUUAAGGAGAAACUAAGCUUGAGGCUGAAGACGUUGGAACAGUGCAUGAAGCAUUCAAGUCUUCCAGAAAAGACAAGAGACCUUUGUGAGAGGAAGAAGUGUGAAUUGGCAUCGCCCAAGGACCUCAAAAAGGUUUCUCAUGCACCCAACAAUGACACUGUAUUGCAGAAGCCUAACUUAAAUUCUGGAGAUGUUGAUAAUGCCCGAGGAAUGGUGAGCUUAAACUCAAAUGUUGUGAAAAAAAAUUCACUAGCUUUGAGAAGCAGGUCAUUCAAUGACACUGGGAAGGAAAAUGCAGAAACAAAUGUCAGGUCCAAUAGGUAUGCAGAUGAUGUUAUGAUGGGAAGAAACCAGGUCAACCAUGAGGUUAAUGAAAAAAAAUGUGGAGACAGCAAGUCACAAAAUGAGAACCAAGAAAAUGGCUACGAAGAUAUGGUGUCUGGGUUUCUUUAUGACAAACUGCAAAAAAAAGUUAUAAACUUGAAAGAAUCUCACAAGGACAAGGAUAAUGUAUUGAUCAUGAAAGAUGAGGAAAUCAAGUUUCUCCUAAGGAAGGUUGAUGUGCUAACGAAGGCUGUAGAAGUGGAAUCCAAGAAGAAAAGGAGAAAUGCACGAGAAAAGGAAAUGAUCAAGUUAGAGAACAACAAGCAUAAUAUUGACAUCUGAAUCAGUUCUGCAGGUUUCCAAAGUGAUUUGAAGCAUCAUAUGAAUUCAGAGCUUAGAAUUUGAACAUGACAUCUAAUAGCGUGUUGUAUCUGGUGAUUCUAAUGUACAAUUUCAACAUCAUAAUAGAGAAGAUUGUCCCUUCCCUUCUCUAUUUUUAAUCUUUUUAUUGUGUAUAACAUACAGUUGAGUUCCGAGCAUGUUGAAUUUUGUAUUUGAAGUAAAGUAAUAGAAAGGAAAA
This is a messenger RNA of Zingiber officinale, 1983 nucleotides long. Its product is annotated as microtubule-associated protein 70-5-like. The transcript has 10 exons. Gene Ontology annotation, molecular function: microtubule binding. The record is from RefSeq and is a predicted model, not a curated record. Lineage: Eukaryota; Viridiplantae; Streptophyta; Magnoliopsida; Zingiberales; Zingiberaceae. Gene Ontology annotation, biological process: cytoskeleton organization. Bases 39 to 1745 code for a protein of 568 amino acids.